GACUGUUUUAUUCCACUCCAGGAGUUGCUGUCCUCUUGGGUUCCACUUUGGAUUUGGAACCCCUGUAUUUUCUUUUCAAAACCCCCUUUUUUCCAAUGGAAAUGCUCUGUUGUUAAAAAGGAAGAACUUGUCUUUCUGAAACUGACAUCAUGAUGCUCACAGAUUUUAUGCUGGUUCUCAUCGUCCUUGGCAUCCCUUCCUCAGCCACUACAGGGUUCAGUUCAAUCGCCGAAAAUGAAGAUGCCCUCCUCAGACAUUUGUUCCAAGGUUAUCAAAAAUGGGUCCGGCCUGUAUUACAUUCUAAUGACACCAUAAAAGUAUAUUUUGGAUUGAAAAUAACCCAGCUCGUAGAUGUGGAUGAAAAGAAUCAGCUGAUGACGACCAAUGUGUGGCUCAAACAGGAAUGGACAGACCACAAGUUACGCUGGAAUCCUGAUGAUUAUGGUGGGAUCCAUUCUAUUAAAGUUCCAUCAGAAUCUCUGUGGCUUCCUGACAUAGUUCUCUUCGAAAACGCUGACGGCCGUUUCGAAGGCUCCCUGAUGACUAAGGUCAUCGUGAAAUCAAACGGAACCGUUGUCUGGACCCCUCCCGCCAGCUACAAAAGCUCCUGCACCAUGGACGUCACGUUUUUCCCGUUCGACCGGCAGAACUGCUCGAUGAAGUUUGGAUCCUGGACUUAUGAUGGCACCAUGGUCGACCUCAUUUUGAUCAACGAAAAUGUUGACAGAAAAGACUUUUUUGACAAUGGAGAAUGGGAAAUACUGAACGCCAAGGGGAUGAAGGGGAACAGAAGGGACGGCGUGUACUCCUAUCCCUUUAUCACCUAUUCCUUUGUCCUGAGACGCCUGCCUUUAUUCUAUACCCUCUUUCUCAUCAUCCCCUGCCUCGGGCUGUCUUUCCUAACAGUUCUUGUGUUCUAUUUACCUUCGGAUGAAGGAGAAAAACUUUCAUUAUCCACAUCUGUCUUGGUUUCUCUGACAGUUUUCCUUUUAGUGAUUGAAGAAAUCAUCCCAUCGUCUUCCAAAGUCAUUCCACUCAUUGGAGAGUACCUGCUGUUCAUCAUGAUUUUCGUGACUCUGUCCAUCAUUGUUACCGUGUUUGUCAUUAACGUUCACCAUAGAUCUUCUUCCACGUACCACCCCAUGGCCCCCUGGGUUAAGAGGCUCUUUCUGCAGAAACUUCCAAAGUUACUUUGCAUGAAAGACCACGUAGAUCGCUACUCGAUCCCAGAGAAAGAGGAGAGUCAACCAGUAGUGAAAGGCAAAGUCCUUGAAAAAAAGAAACACAAACAGCUUAGUGAUGGAGAAAAAGUUCUGGUUGCUUUUUUGGAAAAAGCUGCUGAUUCUAUUAGGUACAUUUCAAGCCAUGUGAAGAAAGAACAUUUUAUCAGCCAGGUGGUACAAGACUGGAAAUUCGUCGCUCAAGUUCUAGACCGAAUCUUCCUGUGGCUCUUUCUGAUAGUGUCAGUUACAGGCUCCGUUCUGAUUUUUACCCCUGCUUUGAAGAUGUGGCUACAUAGUUACCAUUAGGAAUUUAAAAGACAUAAAGACUCGAUUACACGUUAGAGCUGACAUCUGACUGUCGCACAGACAGAAUCCAAAUGCACGAGCUUGUUCUACAAACCUUGAUCACACAGUCUUAGUGGAAAUGGAACAUCUCCUCACCGGAGAAAUGCUAGUAAAAUGUGCUCAUUUGUGGUUGCCGUGAGAGUGAGCUGCUUUUAAGGAAAGUGGAACCUCCCCAGGCCCCUGCCUUGGCUUCCCGGCACAUUCAGAGAAGGAUCAUAGGUCCAGGCUUGGCCUCAUAGCCAGAGUGCACCAAAAGGUGUUGCUACUGGUGAACAAACACCUCCUGGAAGCAGCAGACCUUGGUGGGGGGAGGGGAGAUCCACCUGGAGUUUAAGGCGGUCUCCGCAUCAAGCUAUCUGUGUGGGCAGAGCCUGGAUCUCCCACCUGCCCCGUCCUCCUGGGGCUCUGUUGUGCUUCUGUAGUGAUGGGCCAGGCAGAUCUCAACAAGGAUUUGGGGAUUACACUGGCAGGACAGCUGGCCCUGCACACUUAAUAAUAACACAGAUUCCAAGAUGCUUGGCCUGCCGAGGCAGGUUAUUCAUGGUUUAUUCACAACAUGAUAAGGCUUUCAGAUGGUGAAGCUGGAGCCCACUGUGAGCUGUGACUUGCUUUGAGGUCAUGCAUACCAAAAUAACUCACAAUAGAAACAAAGUCCUUUGCUACCAGAAGUGCAUUCAUUAAUACUCAUUAUCUUUUCCUAGCAAACUAGGGUACAGA
Saimiri boliviensis boliviensis (Bolivian squirrel monkey) is the source of this 2285-nucleotide messenger RNA. It is a transcript of the gene CHRNB3, whose product is annotated as cholinergic receptor nicotinic beta 3 subunit. Gene Ontology annotation, cellular component: postsynaptic membrane. The record is from RefSeq and is a predicted model, not a curated record. NCBI's taxonomy places the organism in Eukaryota, Metazoa, Chordata, Mammalia, Primates, Cebidae. Gene Ontology annotation, molecular function: transmembrane signaling receptor activity; acetylcholine-gated monoatomic cation-selective channel activity. Gene Ontology annotation, biological process: monoatomic ion transmembrane transport.